Molecule: messenger RNA, 978 nt
Organism: Purpureocillium lilacinum
Lineage: Eukaryota; Fungi; Ascomycota; Sordariomycetes; Hypocreales; Ophiocordycipitaceae
Source: RefSeq, a predicted model, not a curated record
AUGCCUCACGCGCUGCGUCUGGCGCAGAGAGGGAUUGUCGGCCUCGAGGGUGUCACCCGAUGCGGUCGUCUCAACGGCAUCUUGUCAUGCCGUCCCGGCCUCAAUCUUGAUGCACGCUUCAGUCGUUUCUCACGAGCCGCGUCGCCGAGAGACAUCAUUACCGCACAGAAAGGAGACGGCGCAUGCAUAAUUGAAGGCUUCCUGACACCCGAAAUAACAAAACGUCUCAACAAAGACAUCACCGCGCCACUCCUAAACCUCCGCCCAGGGCACAGGGGCACUGAUCCGGAUCUCCAAGACCUGCAUGGAGAGAACACAAAGCGCCUCUACAAUCUCGCAUCCCACAGUCGGACUUGGCGUGAGGACAUUAUUAACGACGUCGCAUUUCACGCCAUAUGCCACGAGGGUCUCGGAAAGCAGCAAGGAGACUACUGGCUCAGCAUGGCGCAUGUCAUCGAAAUCGGGCCCGGAAGCCUUGCGCAGCCUCUCCACGUGGACGGCGCGCAAUGGUGGCCGUUCUGGAACAUGUCGCCCGGCGACCCAGAGAUUAUGCUCAACUUUCUCGUCGCCGUGGAGGACACUACUGUCGAGAACGGCGCGACGCGUGUCAUUCCUGGAAGUCAACGGCUAUCCUACAGAGGAGAUGGAGAAGAGCAGUCGGCAGCAAGCUGGGAAGAGGACGACGCCGUAGCGGUGCCGCUCAAGGCGGGCGACUGUCUGCUCAUCGGGAGUCGCGUCGUUCACCAGGGCGGCGCAAAUAUAACGACGGACUCGCAUCGCAAAGUCAUGACCAUGACGGUCGUCAGCAGCUGCUUCACGCCCGAGGAAGCGUUCCCGCUGCUUAUCGAACGUGAGGUGGCGAGGACGUUAUCAGACCGCGCCAAGAAGCUCCUCGGAUACAAGGAAGUAACCCCGUUCGGGUCCGCUGGGCUCUGGACCGGACCUGCGGAGGACAGGGCCAAGGUGCUAGGAUUCUGA